This is a messenger RNA of Scophthalmus maximus (turbot), 5399 nucleotides long. It is a transcript of the gene ddx6, whose product is annotated as DEAD (Asp-Glu-Ala-Asp) box helicase 6. Gene Ontology annotation, molecular function: ATP binding; mRNA binding; RNA helicase activity. The transcript is spliced from 14 exons. Gene Ontology annotation, biological process: cytoplasmic stress granule assembly; P-body assembly. The coding region runs from base 616 to 2064 and encodes 482 amino acids. Lineage: Eukaryota; Metazoa; Chordata; Actinopteri; Pleuronectiformes; Scophthalmidae. Gene Ontology annotation, cellular component: cytoplasmic stress granule; P-body. The record is from RefSeq and is a predicted model, not a curated record.
ACAGGACACGAUUGAGGAUCACGUCGGCGAAAGAGCGUCUUCGGGCAAAAGCCUUGAUUUGAAAUGGAAUCAGCUGAUUCGCUGGAUGGGGGCGGGUUCAAAUACGGGUGGAGGCCAUCUUGGACGGCCGGUUGACAAGAGUCUCUCGUAGUCAGCUAAAAAAUUGAUUACACUUCUCGAACACCACGCAGGGAGUCGGUUAUCGCAAUUAUCCGAGGGUUGGACAGACCCGGGUACGGACGCGGCGGCUCAGUGAAGCCAGACAGGAUGACUAGCUGAACGGUCGGCCAACACUCGAACGAGCACGCUCUCCCGACCACACUGGCAGGUUCCGUCUAUGCUACACUCACAAUUCAUACAGGAAUCCAUGCCUAGGACUCUUCUGAAAUUCGGAGAGAGGAAUUUGUUCCUUGACACUUGGUGACCCCCAAAACAGUAUUGUGGAAGAACCCGCUGAGACUGAAGACUUGGACACUUGACAUUAAGACAAGCAUUGGGAGUCUGGAGAGGGAAGGACAAUCUUGACUUCUGUGUGGUCCCAGCGUAGUGGACUCGCACCAGCCAGAGACCGCUGAGAGGGUUUCAUCGCUAUUGGAACGGAGAAGCGAAGUAACCAUGAGCACCGUCAGGACGGAGAACCCGGUGAUCCUGGGCCUGUCAAAUCAGAAUGGACAACUCAGAGGCUCGGUGAAGCCCGCUGGAGCACCAGGCGGAGGCGGAGGGGGCCCUCAGCAACAGCUACUAAGCCAGAUGAAAGGCACAAUCAACAAUGGGAAUUCCCAGCCAGCCCCUACAACCAACGCGGUCAUCAAGCCUGGAGAUGACUGGAAGAAAAAUUUGAAAUUGCCCCCAAAGGACAUGAGGAUGAAAACUUCGGAUGUGACAGCAACAAAAGGCAACGAGUUUGAAGAUUAUUGCCUCAAGAGGGAGCUACUCAUGGGAAUCUUUGAGAUGGGCUGGGAAAAGCCAUCUCCAAUCCAGGAGGAAAGCAUUCCCAUUGCACUGUCAGGAAGGGAUAUUUUGGCCAGAGCUAAGAACGGCACAGGGAAGAGUGGAGCCUACCUCAUUCCCUUACUUGAACGCAUUGACCUGAAGAAGGACUGCAUACAAGCUAUGGUCAUAGUGCCCACCAGAGAACUGGCUCUGCAAGUAAGCCAAAUAUGUAUCCAGGUCAGCAAACGCAUGGGCGGAGUGAAGGUGAUGGCGACCACAGGUGGAACCAACCUGCGUGAUGACAUUUUGAGACUUGACGAAACAGUACAUGUUGUCAUCGCGACUCCUGGGAGAAUUUUAGACCUCAUCAAGAAAGGAGUGGCCAAAGUCAAUCAAGUGCAGAUGGUUGUUCUGGAUGAAGCUGACAAACUGUUGUCUCAGGACUUUGUGCUCAUGAUGGAGGAGAUGCUCGGCUUCCUGGCCAAACAGAGGCAGAUUCUACUUUACUCUGCAACCUUCCCUCUCAGUGUGCAAAAGUUUAUGAAUUCCCACUUGCAGAAACCUUAUGAGAUCAACCUAAUGGAGGAGCUUACUCUGAAGGGUGUGACUCAGUAUUACGCUUAUGUAACUGAAAGGCAAAAGGUCCAUUGCCUUAACACCUUGUUCUCCAGGCUCCAGAUCAACCAGUCCAUAAUCUUCUGUAACUCCUCUCAGAGAGUGGAGCUCCUUGCCAAGAAGAUCUCUCAGCUUGGAUAUUCAUGUUUCUACAUUCAUGCCAAGAUGAGACAGGAGCAUCGCAACCGCGUGUUCCACGACUUCAGAAACGGUCUGUGUCGGAAUCUCGUCUGCACUGAUCUCUUCACAAGAGGAAUUGACAUUCAAGCUGUGAAUGUUGUGAUCAAUUUUGACUUUCCGAAGCUGGGAGAAACGUACCUUCAUCGCAUUGGAAGAUCUGGCCGCUUUGGACACUUGGGUCUGGCCAUCAACCUCAUCACCUAUGAUGAUCGCUUCAACCUGAAAGGUAUUGAGGAGCAGCUUGGAACAGAGAUCAAACCCAUCCCUGGCAUCAUCGACAAGAGCUUAUAUGUGGCGGAGUACCACAGUGAGAGUGGUGAAGAAGUCAAGCCAUGAGCCAAUCAGUCCAUCCUCCAUUCCCCCACGUACCCAUUUUCAACCCCCCACCCCAACAGACCCCCUCACCCCCACCCAAUUUUGGAGUUGUUUUUCUUUCUUUGUUUUUUUGUUUUUUUUAAAUGUACAGUUUCCGUCUGUCUUCCUUUUUUGGAUGCCACCAUAAGGAAUGUGUAUUUUUGAUGGAUACAUUUCGGGAGAACUCAUUUGCCUUUUCAUAUGGCUAAAGUGCUGCACCGCCGCAUCUGAAGACAUGAGCACCGGGAGGAAAGCACGGGACCAAGUUGAAAAUACCGAUGCACAUCGUGACGAUUCAUAUCCACGACUGACACAAAGCCAGCACCGACAGACCCCAAAACACACCCUCCCAUCCUCCACUUUUAAUUUUGAAAGUUUUAACCAAUUUGUAUCAAGUGCCUUAACAAGCAGUUCAACUCGUUCUAAAGUAAUAACUCUUCAUAGUCCUCCAUCUUGCUCCCUUCAGACUCACCAAAUUGUCUAGUCGUUACACUUAAUGUCUGACCACACAGGUGAAAGCAUAACUGUUUUUGGUUGUUUCAUCCGUUUGCAAAGGAAAUGGAAAAUAAUUAGGAGGGAGCCUGGUCUGAAUUAUCUUUUUCGCUGGCUUGGUUGCACUUGCGUCUGGCUGAUAAAUGAGGACGAACUUGGAUUUUCCAUGGACAGAGAUGCUGGAUUUUUUUUCACAAGAGACAGCCAGACUGUCCAGUUGCUUGUGAAGAAGCUCGUGCUUCUGAGAGACCCGGACCCUUUCCUCCGUCUUCAGUGUCAGAACACUAAAAAUGAACACGCAGUCUCUCAACACCAUGAGUCACGAGGAGUCCUGUUUUUGGUGGAGUUUAAUUGUAAAGGAAUGUCCUUUUUCUUUCUUCUUCUUGUGUUUCACCUUCCUAUGGAUGGCCAUACUUAAUUCUGCAAGACGUGCAGUACAUGUGGGGUGCGCCACACACCUUGUGUAUAUACCUUCAUUUUAAGAUUGUUUUAAAACAAGUUCAAAAGGCUGGCUGGCGAGCUGCAAAGCUUUUUUUUCCCCUGCUUUUUUUCUCCCCUUCUACCUUGCUAGCACUGGAGAAUGUUUCCGAAACUGCCAGUUUUUUUUGAUCUGAUAUAUUGGCCUGUGACUUUAUUUAUAAUUUUAAAAAACCAUUGCAGAAUUUGUUAGAAUCUAAAACAUUUAAAUGACCUUGUGCGUGACAUGUUUUUUGGGGGCCGAGCUCAUCGCAAUCUUUUUAGCCCCUCCAAAUAUAAUGGCUUGUGCAAUUCUUCGAAGCUGCACUUAAAACUGACGAUUGUCAAAACUGUACGCCCACAUUCUCCUGCUACCAGUGUUGACAAGUGUUCAGUCUAGUCAGACGGCUUUGUUAAGCUUGUGCUUUUGAGUAAUGAAUUAUUUUGUUGUCACCAGCCUUAACUUGUGAAACUGACCCGUCGAGGCGCACUCAGAUCUCCAGUUGAAGUGCGCGGCGUUGGAAAGAGAAAAUAUUCUAUCAUGUAGUAGUACUACUCGCUGCAGUGCAGCUGAAUUGGCAGAGUAUUAGUUUUCUGGAGGAGGUAUUAGCUGUUACGUUGAUCUAUGCUCUUUAAACGCAGCUACAAAAUGUUGGGUAGGACGUUUUACCCCCCCCCCCCAUAUUUUUUUUUCUUUGAAGAAUGUUGGCCUAAUGCAUCAAAAUGAACCAUCUGACCCGAACAUGUAGCAGGAAUUCAUUCUCUGUGGAUUGCAAGUUAGCUGGCUUUCCUAAAAAAAACAGCAAACAAAAGAUGCUUUUCUAAAAACAACCUGAGCAGGUUGGGGCUGCACUUAACGCUCAGAGAUGGGUUCAGGCAAUAACACUGACUGCACUGCUUUUUGUACACUGGUGAUGCCCAGAGGGGAGAAAAGUGUACAGUAUGUUGGUGCAGAAGAUGGGGGGGGGGGGAGACAAUUGGCAUAGAGGGGGAAUGGUCUAGAAAGAUAACAAAAUGACUAUUAGUCAGUCUGCUUGUUUAAAGGAAAGAGAAGAAGAAAAAAAAACCCGGGCACCUCAGACUGCUGAGUUUAUUGCUUAUGUUUCUGCCCUGUUUUUGCUUUGAUGUUUUGGGUUUUACGUUUUUGCAUUUUGAAUGCAACAUAACAGCCUUAAUUUGCAUUGAAGUCGUCUGACCAUUCGUUUGUUUGGUCAGACCCUUUGUGCAAAAGAGGUUCCCCUUAUGAGUACGGUGAGAUGCUCUCUUGACUGUUCUAAUCGAUGAGAAGUGUUAUUGCACAUUUAAUUUAAGCUCUUUUUAAAAGAUACGUGUGAUGAUGAUGAUGAUAAGUUAAAGAUGACCCCUUUUACUUCUCAUUGGUUAGGACUGUGAUCCCUGUUCUCUCAAUUCUGCUGCUGUUGCCCCCGAGAUACAUGCACAUCUAAUCUGGCUGUUUUGAUUUUUGAUAAAUUUUAUUUUAUUUUGGGUGGGUUUGUUGAAAAAUGUUCAAAUUUAUGAAUGCAUUAGUUGAGUGAACAGGGAUCCAACUGUGCAGGCACUUGGCAGCUGUCUGUUGUGUGUCAGCCCACUGGUAGUAAAAACCCACAGCAGAUACUUUGAAAGCAACAAAUCAACAAUCCUUCGAGAUGGUGGUGUAUUUGCUACCUGUUGAUGAGAAGCUGUUUUACUGCCGGUGGCUGUCAUGUCAACCUUAAAGACUGAGACAAGAGCAUCUCGCCAGAGAUCGGGCGACUAAUUGGAAAGUUUGUGAAACCAAAAUUGUCUCAUUCUUUAAGGUCAUUUUUUAAAAUUGCGGGGUGUUUGAAUUAGUGCGCUCGCUGCCCUGAUGCAGAUGUUCAUCCUCUCCUCGAUGCUUGUGACACAUUCACGAUAACGCUCGUGUACAAAUUGGCAAUUCAUCACUAUAUCUGUCGAGGAGGAUAUGAGAGGGGUCCUUUAGGGGAUUCCUUUCAAAACUGAUGCAUCAGUUAAAAUGAAACGGGGAGGAGCCUUUCUGAAAACAGGAUGACACAAUCUAACGAUCCAACGUUACGAUAAUGGGUUUAAGAAAUGUUUUGAAAAAAAAGUUGCCCUUAGAUUUGGAUUCUUUUUCUUUCUUAUUUUCAAAUGAGAUGUUCAAGUGGAGUACACCUUUUUAUUUCCCAAAAAAAAGAGUAUCCAAAUUUAAGUGAAGAAUUUAAAGCCUGAGUUCAUUUUUUUUUAUUAUUUGUUGGAAAUUUGGUCAUCACAUAAUUGGCAAGAUUUUUUUUUUUCAGUGGAGCUAAUUUUACAAUGGACUUCAGUUCAGAGGAUGUCAUGAAAAGUUAUUGGGCACAUUUUGUUGAAAAUAAAGCUCACUGAAAUUUAAA